This is a messenger RNA of Juglans microcarpa x Juglans regia, 2270 nucleotides long. RefSeq names its product probable inactive poly [ADP-ribose] polymerase SRO5. The record is from RefSeq and is a predicted model, not a curated record. Gene Ontology annotation, molecular function: NAD+ poly-ADP-ribosyltransferase activity. Lineage: Eukaryota; Viridiplantae; Streptophyta; Magnoliopsida; Fagales; Juglandaceae. The coding region runs from base 571 to 1674 and encodes 367 amino acids. The transcript is spliced from 6 exons.
AUCGUUGGGCGGUUCCUUUACUUCAUAUAUAUUUAUAUUCUCUGGUAUAUAUAACACGAAAAGACUGUUUUCCUCUUCCCAAACUCGUAAGUAACAAUAUUUUCUCCAUUCAGUUACUAUCUCACCGUCACCACACUCGCACGUCUUUCAAUUACAUGCAUUGAUUCUUCUUCUACACCAAGUUAUUCCUUUAUCACAUCUCCUUUUGUUCAUUUCGUUUAAUUAAUCCUUCCUCCAUAUAAUAAAUUGAUGCGACCCUGUCUUUUCAUUCCUAUAUAAAUCUCCAUAUCUUCAAAUUGCAUUCUCUUUUGGAUUUGAUACUCUCUUUUUUUCUUCUUUAGUAUCCAUUCUUAUGCAAAUACGUUGCGUUCUCUGAAUUCGUCGAUUAGUCCUUUCCGCUCGGUCCAUUUCAGCUUCUGUUUUCUUUCCAUUUGGAUUUCUGGGUGGGUGGUCUUUGUUCCCAUUUUUCUACCUGUGUAUUUAGUCUGUUUUGUCUUGGCGGUUAUAUUGUACAAAUCGCUCUUGCAUUUCUCUUACUGUGCGGUUGCGAUUUCACGCUCUUUCGCUGAUAUGGAGAAUAUCAACGGAGAUCAAGACCAAUGUCGGCUAGCGCUCUCUCCAAUUGGAAACAUGAAUUCUUCUCCUCAUGGGUUUCAGACUACGACCUCUAACUCUUUGUCUGAACAAGAAUCCGACGAGCAGUUUGGGCAAACGAGUGUGGAAGAUUCGGAGUCUGACACCAUUACUGAUCAAGAAGCAUCGGUUUCUGAUUGCGAAAGCAGUGUCUCCGGUUCCCCUACUGAGCAUUUCCCGGUGUUCGACGACUUGGUUAGGCUGGCUGAAGGAGAUAGAGUAUACGACCUCGUCAAACGGAGAUUCGUGUUGGGUUUCGCUUCGCUUGGUGUGCAAGCAAAGGUAGUCGGUAUUCAUAGAAAUGGUUUUGGCGGUCUGAUGGGACAAGCGAGGUUGAAUACGUUCCGGAUUUAUGGCCAGGCAAUGGAGAAGAAAUGCGGUGGCAAUGCCAAUAUCAGGUAUGCUUGGUAUGGUGCUUCCAAGGAUGACAUAGUUAAGAUUGCUUCACAUGGUUUUGGUCAUUGUGGGAUAUCUCAGAAUAAUGGAUUGUUUGGCGGCGGCGUUUAUCUUUCACCGGAUUAUUCACCUUUGGAAAGUGCGUGCAACUCGGUAGUCGACAAGGACGGUCUGCGAUAUCUUCUCCUGAGUCGUGUUAUAUUGGGGAAGGCAGAGCUUGUGCAGAUCGGUUCCGAGCAGUGUCACCCAAGUUCCGAAGAAUUCGAUUCAGCCGUCGAUAAUCUUUCAGCUCCUAGGAAAUAUAUUGUGUGGAGUACCCACAUGAAUACUCAUAUUUUGCCUGAGUUUGUUAUAAGUUUCAGAGCUCCGUCUUGCUUGGCAGAGUUUGCAAGGAUUCCAAAACCAUCGAGUGUUCCCACUUCACCUUGGGUUCCAUUUCCAGUUCUAAUUUCUGCACUUUCGAAGUUCUUACCACCUCACACCGUCUCGGUGAUCAGCAAAUAUCAUGAAGCUCACAAAGAAAAGAAGAUAUCACGAAAUCAACUGGUACUAAAACUCAGACAAAUAGCCGGAGAUAAGUUGUUGAUUGCUAUUAUCAAGUCAUUCAAAUCCAAGGAACUCAAGACCCCAACCAGCCUUGCAUAAAAGGUGGCUCUGAUGAAGUGAGGGUUCGAAUGGGUUCUGUAAUAUAAGUGCAGGAAUUACAAAUGGAUUGCUUAAUUUGCUUUUGUUUGGAGGAUAAGAAGUGCAGUUGUCAGUUGCUGUCAAGAACAUGAACGAAACAAAAGCAGAUACUUUUGAUCAGCUGCUUCUAAGGGAAGCAGAUGAUGAGGGACGCAGCAGAUACUUGAGCGGCUAAGUGGGAUUUCAUACUUUAGAUGUUUUGAGUUCUACAUAUGGUGUCCUUUCAGUUGUAAUCGCAUGGUGUAUUACCAACUGUGGUUGAUAAAAGAAAGUGUUACAAAUUUACAUUUCUUUUAGGGGCUGGAAUCUGGAUCCUCUGUGCGUUUGUGCUUAUCUUUGCCAAACUCGUAAUAGCAUUUCAGGAUGCAAUUUUGAGCAAAAUACAGGAGGUGAGGACGUGAGGCACUCGCAGGUCCAGAUUCUGAAAUUCUGGUCACCUUCUUAAACGCACCUACCUCGUAACCCUGUGCACACAUUGUCAUAUGCUCUGCCUCUUUUAUGAGGACAUGUUGUGCUGAUCCAUAAUCAUGCAAAGGUCAUCCAUCAUCUUUGCUGCA